AUGAAUAAUAGUAAUAAUUCAGGAGUAGUUAGAGUACCACAAAAAUUCAAAUUUGAAUUUGAUGUUAAUAUCCAAGAAUGGAAGGCAAAUAAUAAAAGCUUAUUAUUACUCACAUCAAGCGAAAUAAGAGAAAUCAUCAGCUCCCAUGGUUACGAUUUAAAGUCUUACUUUUAUAAAAAAGAUGAUCUUUUAAACAAACUAAAGGAUAUUUUAAAUGGUACCAGUAACAAUGGUAUGAAUGGUGGUAUUUCCAUUAGUAUCAACAGUAGCAGCAAUACAACUCCAACCAUCUCACCAAAACUAACCAGCAGUAAUAGUAAUAUUAAUGGUCAAUAUAAUGGAAAUAGUGCAAAUAUUAUUAGUAAUAGUAGCAAUAUCCAAUAUAGUAAUAGUAGUGUGCCAUAUUACAACAAUAGCAAUAAUUAUAAUGGAAACAAACGUUCCAUUGAACAAGUUAGUGAUCCAUACGAGCUACAAAUUGCAUCUGAUGAUGAAAACACAAGCAGUAGCGGUAGCACAAAUGGUUAUAACAAUAACGGUAACAACUCCAAUGGUGAAUAUCAAAACAUUGAAUAUAAUAAUUUGCCACCAAAGAAAAAGUUCAGCACCUCACCAACCAAUACAUCAGCCCAAACCUCCACCAACACCUCACCAAUUCAACAACCUUCAACCAUCCAAUUAUUUAAAACCAGCAGUAUUACUCAAACAAGUUCAAAUGUAUCUGGUGGUAACAAUUUAACCUCGCCAUCAGCUAGCUCCACAUUAAAUGUCUCUACCACCGGGAUUAAUACACUUAGUAACCUUAGCCUAAGUGCUAGUAGUAAUAACUUGAGCACUUUGGCAAGCUGUAGUCUUAAUAAUCUUAACAAUAACAAUAGUAGCAAUAAUAAUAAUAACAAUAGCAAUAACACAUGUAAUGGUAAUAGUAACAAUAAUAAUAGUAACAAUAUAGUUGUAGAUAAAAACUCUGUCAAAAGAGCACUAGAAUUAGAACAAAGAAUUUUAGGUAGUUUCAGCUUUUAUUUUAUGAUGAAAAAAUUAGAUUUUUCAAACGACUUUUCAUUAAGAGUUCAAGAAGAAUUUGUUAGAUUCAUUGUAUUAAAAGUUAUGGAUAAUGACCAUGGCUGCGAUGGAUUCGGUAAUCGUUUGGUUCCUUCACCAAUAAUCGAUAGUCUCUACAGAGAAAUCAUUUUAAACACAAUCAAACACAAAGAAUUAUUAAACUUGAUCAAACUCGAAAUUCACUAUCAUUCUGGUCACAAUGAAACCUCACAAGAUAAAGAGAAAAAGUAUCAAAGAACCCUCACCCUCUACAGCUUGUACUUUGGCAAAAACAAAAACUCUGACAACGAAAUCAUAUGGCCAUCCACCUACAGCUCCAACUACAACAGCGAUGAAGCUUUAAAUCAAAAAGUCAAAUCACUUAAAUCAAAAAAUAGAGAAAGAAAAUUAAAAAUUGAACAAUUGGAAAAAGAAAUUUUAAACUUAAAAUCACAAUUAAAUAAUGGUGCUAUUGAAGAAGAACUCGGCAAUUUAAAUAAUAACAGCAACAAUAAUAAUGAAAACAACAAUUCAGAAAAAAAUAAAAAUAACAACGAUAACGACAUAAAAAUGGAAAAUGAUGAAAUUAUUGAAACAAUCCCACCAAGUAAUGAAAAUUAUGAAAAUAAAGAUAAUGAAAAUUCAAUCUCCACCAUCAAUGAAUAA
This is a messenger RNA of Dictyostelium purpureum, 1707 nucleotides long. RefSeq lists its product as uncharacterized. The record is from RefSeq and is a predicted model, not a curated record. Bases 1 to 1707 code for a protein of 568 amino acids. The transcript has a single exon. NCBI's taxonomy places the organism in Eukaryota, Evosea, Eumycetozoa, Dictyosteliales, Dictyosteliaceae.